AUGAGGGUGGUUGCCAUUCUCGCCGUCACGGCUUUCCUCAACGGCCAUGCCCAAGCGCAGGACGUCCCAAUUCAUAGGUAUAAUAACAGUGGCAUUGGUCCGCCUCGAGACGCACGCCAGAAGUUCAAUGACACUGGCUUUGUUCUGCCCCGAGGCGAAGGCCAGAAGUCAAAUAGCACUGGCACUGUCCUGCCCCGAGGCGAAGGCCAGAGGUUUAAUGACACUGGCUUUGUUCUGCCCCGAGGCGAAGGCCAGAAGUUGAAUGGUACUGGCACUGUCCUGCCCCGAGGCGAAGGCCAGAAGCCAAAUAGCACUGGCACUGUCCUGCCCCGUGGCGAAGGCCAGAAGUUGAAUGGUACUGGCACUGUCCUGCCCCGAGGCGAAGGCCAGAAGUUGAAUAACACUGGGUAUGUUCAGCCCCGGACGUUAGGCGUCUGCUAUUGUCCUCGGUGUCUUCACAAUAUCAGAAUUUGCACUUGCAAGGAACCUCCCCUUCCCGAGUGCUUGCUGAGAGCGUUUCUCACCAGGACAACUAUUACUUGGAAGACGGCCACAAAUAGAGGUGUCAAGACGCGAAGUAACACUGGCCAGCCUAGUGAUACCUUCAGGGUCUCUGGCACUUGGAGGCCAACUAACAUUUAUACUAAUAGGCGUCUGUUUGUUGAUGAUGAGAUUCUCACUCCGACUAGGUCAUCUCACAUUAGGAAGCCUACUGCUACUGGCACGCCUACCGAGACGGGCAAGGCAGCUAAAUCCGGGAAGUCUACUGUGACUGAGAAGCCAACUCUUCCCUGGCCAAGUUUUUCUUGGACAACCAUUCCCGGGAAGCCAACACACGCCCGCAGGGCUAAUGAUGAUGGCAAGCCAACUCUUCCUUGGUUAAGUCUUUCCUGGCCAGUCUGGCCAACGCAAAGCGAGGAGCCAAUUAGCACUGGAAAACCGGCCUAUACUCAUAAUAGGCCGUCUCACACCGAGGAGCCAUCUCACACCAAAAAGCCGGCCUAUACUCACAGGCCGACUCUGAGCGAGGAGCCAUCUCACACCUGGGAACCUACCGAGACUGACGGGCCAACUCACACUGAGCUUCCGACACACACUUGGAGGCCGGGCCAUCCUCAUAAGCCGACUCACACCGAGGAGCCUACUGAUACUGACAUGCCUACCCACAACACCGAGGAGCCAAGUCACACGGUGAAGCCAACAUAUACUCAUAGGUCGACUCACACCGAGCAGCCUACUGAUACUGACAAGCCUACCCACAACACCGAGGGGCCAAGUCACACCGGGAAGCCGACCUAUACUCAUAAGCCGACGCACAACACCGAGGAGCCAAGCCACACCGUGGAGCCUACUGAUACUGACAAGCCUACCUAUCCUGGCAAGCCAACUGGUACGGGCAGGCCAACUGGUACCGGCAAGCCAACUCGUCCUGGCAAGCCUGGCAAGCCAACUAAGACAACUCGUCCUGGCAAGCCAACUAAGCCAACUAGCCCUGGCAAGCCAACUAGUCCCGGCAAGCCAACUUACACAGGCGAGCCAACUUACAAAGGCGGGCCAACUAACACAGGCGGGCCGACCGGCACUGACAAGCCAAUUUACUCCAAGCCUGCUUACACCACGGCUCCCAUCAAAAAUACGCAUAACAAAAGGGACCUUGAGGAGCCCGAGUGCGCCCAUGACCCCCAUUGCACGGGGGAUAGUCAAUCUGAUUGCCCAAAGCCCUCUCUUUGCGAAAGGGAGCCUCACCACCCAUUCUGCACCGAGACACAUCCCCAUACUCAUGGUGGUAAAAUGUGUGAUAAACCUCAUGGCGAGGCUCAGCAUGCCGACGACGGCACGCCCUGCGAUGGACAUGACCAUGAGGGCCAUACUUGCACCAAAGGCUGCCACAACCCUAUGCAGGCUCACAACGGAACUGACGAGCUUACACCCUCUGGGAGCAUGAUCGGUGGAGAUGGCAGCAUGCCGGUUGGUACUCAUGUACCCAUCAGUGCUGGUGAGACUACUGCCGUCUCCGACUUGGCCCUGGGCAUUGUUGCUCUGGCUGGCUUCCUUCUUUUCUAA
Metarhizium robertsii ARSEF 23 is the source of this 2064-nucleotide messenger RNA. Its product is annotated as ATP-dependent helicase. The coding region runs from base 1 to 2064 and encodes 687 amino acids. The transcript has a single exon. NCBI's taxonomy places the organism in Eukaryota, Fungi, Ascomycota, Sordariomycetes, Hypocreales, Clavicipitaceae. The record is from RefSeq and is a predicted model, not a curated record.